Scophthalmus maximus (turbot) is the source of this 1600-nucleotide messenger RNA. It is a transcript of the gene bcas2, whose product is annotated as BCAS2 pre-mRNA processing factor. Lineage: Eukaryota; Metazoa; Chordata; Actinopteri; Pleuronectiformes; Scophthalmidae. Bases 107 to 784 code for a protein of 225 amino acids. The transcript is spliced from 7 exons. Gene Ontology annotation, biological process: mRNA processing. Gene Ontology annotation, cellular component: catalytic step 2 spliceosome; Prp19 complex; precatalytic spliceosome. The record is from RefSeq and is a predicted model, not a curated record.
CCAGAGAGACCCGGAAAACCUCUGACUGUUGUGAGUUAGCUGCCUGGAGUGUCUCAGCUAAGAGAGACGUAAACUCAAUAAACUCAACAAUAAAGACAAAUUAAAAAUGGCUGGAACGGCUUCAGUCGCCGGUGAAGUGUUCGUCGAUGCUUUGCCAUAUUUUGACCAAGGUUACGACGCAGCUGGUGUCCGAGAAGCGGCUGCAGCGUUGGUUGAGGAGGAGACCAGAAGGUAUCGACCCACCAAGAACUACCUGAGCUACCUGCUCACACCCGACUUCUCUACUUUUGAGACAGAAAUCAUGAGGAACGAAUUUGAGCGACUUGCCGCCCGACAGCCCAUGGAUCUCCUGAGCAUGAAGAGAUAUGAGCUGCCAGCACCUUCAGCGGGACAGAAGAACGACAUCACAGCGUGGCAGGAGUGCGUCAACAACUCGAUGGCGCAGCUCGAGCACCAGGCGGUCCGCAUCGAGAACCUGGAGCUCAUGUCUCAGUACGGAACCAACGCGUGGAAAUUCUACAACGAUAACUUGGCCUUCAUGAUCGAGAUGGCACAAAAGGAACUUCAGAAAUUCAGGAAGCAAAUCCAGGAUAUGAACUGGCAGCGCAAGAACGAUCAGUUGGCAGGAGGAGCCAAACUGCGAGAGCUGGAGUCCAACUGGGUGUCACUGGUCAGCAAGAACUACGAGAUCGAGCGAGCCAUCGUGCAGCUGGAGAACGAAAUCACUCAGCUCAGACAACAGCAGGGGGACGAGAACAAGGAGAACAUCCGACAGGACUUCUAGGGCAGCUGAUCUACAUCCUACUGAUCACACAGGUUUCAUCUGGUUUCACGAGGCUCACCGGACCAAGAAGCCAGAGGAGGGAAAGUUAACAGUACGGAACGCCAAUAACACUGACACUCAGAAAGAGCUGCCCUGAAACCAUGGUGACGGCACACAUUUUUACCAGACCUCGCGCUUCGUAUUCCAACGCUGAGGACAGCGCUGGAAUGUGGGGUAAUGCGGCUCGUCGAGUGUAGUUGUUUUUUUUCUCCCCCUCAAAGAACACGGGUGUUUAAAGCAAGACUAUGUACAUUCUGCAAAAAAACAUUUUACCUAGAAAUGGAAAAUUGAAUUCAGGAUCAAUUUGUGAUAAGAUUUUCAGACACAUCCGUCCGUAGCUUUUUGAGUAAUCCUGCUAACAAAAUACACAAAUCAAGGUGUUAAAACACGUUUUCUCAAUUCAAGACACUCCUGGUUUUGCUGUUGCAGUACAGCCUCACUUGGUCUGGUAUGACCAACAGCUUAUGGUGGCUUUAGUAAAGUAACCUUAAAUAGUUAUUGCUGUGUAACUGGCAGUCAGUUUACUUACUCUUUUCUUCAUGUGCCACUGUUGUACCAGCAUUAGCAUUCCUCAUGAUUUCAUAAAUGCCACGUGACAUUAUUCAGGCAAAGUUACAUAGUCUUGCUUUAAAAAGUGAUCUAUACCAGCACGCAGGUUUCAUAGUGUACAUAGUUCGUCAAGUCCGCGGAUGACAAAAUUAUCUCAGUCAGCUCUGCCUUGACUUCCAUUUGUCAUUUUUUUAUGCUGUUCAAUAAAACGAAAAUUUUUCAUAUGUU